Fonsecaea multimorphosa CBS 102226 is the source of this 519-nucleotide messenger RNA. RefSeq lists its product as uncharacterized. NCBI's taxonomy places the organism in Eukaryota, Fungi, Ascomycota, Eurotiomycetes, Chaetothyriales, Herpotrichiellaceae. The transcript is spliced from 2 exons. Bases 1 to 519 code for a protein of 172 amino acids. The record is from RefSeq and is a predicted model, not a curated record.
AUGCCUUAUCAAUGGACUGCUGAGCGGGAGCGGCGCAUGCUGCUGUUCGCAAUUUCCUCUGCAAACCUGAGGCCUUCUGCCGAUACAUGGCAGCGGGUUGCGAGUCUCCUCGGAGAAGGCUUGACAGCAUCGGCUGUGAGUCAAAAGUACUACAAGCUGCGAAACGAGAUGGCAAAGCUCUUGGAGGAUCAAGGAGUUCCGACACCCACGACACCAACCAAGCGCAAGGCUGAGGAUAAUGACGAUGAGAAGAAGACACCCCCGUCGUCCAAGCGGGUUCGGAAACCCAAGCAGAAGUCCGUGGAAGGGAUCCCAUUCCGCGACGAGUCCGAAAGCCCUCAUCAGAAAGUCAAGUAUGAGGACAUGGCGGUGAACGUUGGUAACGGCCUGGACUCAUUCCACAGCUACGGCGCACAGUUCACGCCAGUAGCAGCCUAUUUCCCAGCGGUGAACAUGGGGGAGAUGAUGAGCGGACAUCAGAGAAGUGGAAACAGCAGCGACAACAGUUUCAUGGCUUGA